AUGUCACAGCAGCAGAUAUCGCCGCAGCAGCUGUCUUAUACGAUUUGGUCGCCGCAAGACACAGUUCGAGAUGUGGCAGACUCGCUCGGCAUCAACAACGUCAAUGACGACGUGCUACGGUCGUUAGCGAUGGAUGUGGAAUACCGGAUCCUGGAAAUCAUCGAGCAGGCCGUCAAGUUCAAGCGGCACAGUAAGCGGGAUGUGUUAACGACGGACGACAUCGCACGCGCGCUGCGCGUGCUGAACGUGGAACCGUUGUACGGGUAUGAAGACAACUCCACGCGCGAUAAAGAGGUGUCUUACAGCAAGGUGACGGGACAGGGCGGGCAGACGAUGUAUUAUGUCAACGACGAGGAAGUCGACUUUGACAAGCUGAUCAACGAGCCGCUCCCGCACGUCCCGCGGCUGCCCACGUUCACCACGCACUGGCUGGCGGUUGAGGGCGUGCAGCCCGCGAUCCCGCAGAACCCGAACCUGAACGAGCUGCGGAUGACACAACUGCCGCUGACGCGCGGCGCUAUAGUCACAGCCCUCAACGACACGUCGAUCCAGACGUCAGUGUCAGAGGAGAAGGCGGAGCACGUAUCGCAGGUAAAGCCUGGUCAGACCAACGAGGUCAAGCCUCUCGUGAAGCAUGUGCUCUCGAAGGAGCUACAGAUAUAUUUCGACAAGGUAGUGGGUGCGCUGACCUCGAAGGACCAGACGCUAAAUGCGCAGCACAUGAAGGUAGCGGCACUAACUUCUCUGAAAUCGGACACCGGUCUCCACCAGCUGGUCCCAUACUUUAUUCAGUUCAUUGCUGAACAGAUCACACAUAAUCUCUCGGACCUGGAUCUGCUGACCACGAUGCUGGAGAUGAUAUAUUCGCUGCUUAGCAACCAAUCCGUCUUUCUGGACCCCUACAUUCAUUCUUUAAUGCCAUCCAUCCUCACACUGCUUCUUGCCAAAAAACUGGGCGGCAGCCCUUCAUCUACAUUGCCCGAAGACGAGCAAGAUUUCUUGGAGAAGACUAUCGCCCUCCGGGACUUUUCUAGCACACUCCUGGACCAUGUAUUGCAGAAGUUCCCGCAGGUGUAUAAAUCGCUGAAGCCUCGUGUCACGAGAACUUUGUUAAAAACGUUCUUAGACUCGAAUCGCUCAUUCGGUACCUACUAUGGCUGUAUUCGUGGUGUCUGUAUCCUUGGGAAUGAGACCAUAAGGUUCUUCCUGGGAAAUAUACAGAACUGGGCUAAGCUUGUAUUUGAGGAGUCUGCUUCGACACUCGAAGAUGUACAGCUUAAGGAAACGUCGAAGAUCUCAAAGCGGGAAGUUGAGCUCCUUGUUGAUGUCAUGGUUAAUGCAUUGGCGAAGUUGAACUCUGACUUACCCGCUGAUUUUAAGCCGGCUACGGAGGAUAUCACAGAUGCCGACAAGGCGAAACUGGUUAGCAGGCUGGGCGUCACAAUCUCCAGUGUGCUAUUGAAGAGGGAUGAUGCAAGACUUUUGAUCGAUGCUAUUUUCUUUGGAGAGGUGUGA
Molecule: messenger RNA, 1515 nt
Organism: Eremothecium gossypii ATCC 10895
Lineage: Eukaryota; Fungi; Ascomycota; Saccharomycetes; Saccharomycetales; Saccharomycetaceae
Gene: TAF6
Product: TATA-binding protein-associated factor TAF6
Exons: 1
Coding region: 1-1515 (504 amino acids)
Biological process (GO): RNA polymerase II preinitiation complex assembly; transcription initiation at RNA polymerase II promoter
Cellular component (GO): SLIK (SAGA-like) complex; transcription factor TFIID complex; SAGA complex
Molecular function (GO): transcription coactivator activity; RNA polymerase II general transcription initiation factor activity; protein heterodimerization activity
Source: RefSeq, marked provisional